GGGGUUCAAAGACACCAUCAAUAUUGGUGGAGUGACACCAGCGAACAAUUUCACUCCUCUGCACCUGAGCCUUGAAUAUAAAUCGGAGGUGGAGUUUUUUCAAGAGGCCACUUCUUCCGCAGCAUCUGUCCAUUGUGCGUCCCUUUGGAAACCAGAUAUUUUUCAAUAUGGCAUCUUUACUCUUGAUGGUCUCAAUUUUGGCGUUUGGCUGCCAAAAAGCCGUUGAAGCAACAACUCUGGUUGUCAGUGGGGAAGUUUCGGAAAAGACGCACGACCCCCCAUGGGUUUGGAGGUGCACCUUUGGCAAUUGCGUCCGAUUGAGCGCCAACUCGUCCGUGCCCACAAUCGGCACCACCUACCACACUCAGGACGAGUGCUCCUUAAUGUGCGGCCGCCCCCUCGGGCCACUGUGGCCGCGGCCCAACGGCCAAGUCCGUCUCGGCCAUUUGCUACUUGUUAUCGACGUGACCACGAUCACUUUCCUGCCCACCCCUUAUUCCAAAUCCACGGCCCUGCUGUCCCAAAUGGAGGGGGUGUUCAGGGAGGAGGUCAGUCUGCUGGCGUGCAACGAACUCAGUUGCUUGGUUUGCGAUCGACCGGCCAACUACCGAUCCCUCCUGCUCAAAGUGCAAAUCAACCUCGACUACCCCAACAUUGACCACCUCGAGUGGAACACGGACGAGUCUUACUCCCUUAACAUCAACAGCGAUGCAGCAGACAGGGGUUCGGUGACGGCGCAGAUCAGCGCGGCCACCGUUUUUGGUGCUCGACACGGACUGGAGACUUUGGCACAACUCAUGACUAAGGGUGAACAUGGCAGUGGGUAUCUCUAUCUCCUUAGUGAUGCUGAGGUCCUGGCUGACAAGCCCAAGUUUACCCAUCGAGGCAUCACACUGGACACGUCCCGCCACUUCAUCCCCUUGCCGGCGAUUAAAAGAACCCUCGACAUAAUGUCAACAUGCAAACUGAAUGUUCUCCAUCUGCAUCUGACCGACUCGCACAGCUUCCCAUUUGUGUCUGAGGCGGUGCCGGAAAUGUCCGAGUGGGGCGCCUACUCGGACCAGGAGACCUACACCAUCGAGCAGCUGGUGGAGCUUUCGAACUACGCCCUGGUGAGAGGCAUCAGGAUCAUCCCGGAACUUGACGCCCCAGCCCACGCCGGACAGGGUUGGCAGUGGGGCCGCAGCAAGGGCAAAGGCGAACUGGCCGUCUGCGUAAAUCAGCAGCCGUGGAGGGAGCUGUGCAUCCAGCCACCCUGCGGUCAACUCCACCCAGGCAACGACAACGUCUAUGCAAUUUUGGGACAACUUUACAAGGAGUUUAAGGACACCUUUGCCCCACACGCGAACUCAGUUUUCCACAUGGGCGGUGACGAAGUUUUUCUUGAGUGCUGGAAAGCCACCUACACAGUCAGCGACUGGUUGGCGACGCAAAGGACGCACGGCCAGCUGACGGACGAGGACUUCAUGUGGGCUUGGAAGUACUUCCAGUCAAAGGCCCUGCAAGAGUUGGACAAGGCGUACAACCACAGCAGCCCCGACGUCAUCCUCUGGUCCAGCCACCUGACGGACACAAACACCAUCAUGAGCACCCUUGACCCUCACCGCUACGUCAUUCAGACCUGGGUGCCUGAAAAUGAGACCCUGCCACAGGACUUGAUCAACUUAGGCUACAGGGUCAUCGUGAGCACCAAGGACGCUUGGUACUUGGAUCACGGAUUCUGGGGCCAGACCAAGUACGCCAACUGGAAGAGGGUGUACAACGCGAAACUGCCGCAGGGGGCCUUGGGCGGAGAAGUGGCCCUUUGGUCUGAACUGAUUGAUGAACUGACCAUGGACUCCAUUCUGUGGCCGAGGGCGGCCGCCCUGGCUGAGAGACUUUGGUCGAAUCCGUCGAGCAUUUCCGGAGCUGAGAACAGACUGCUGCGGUGGAGAAGGCGAAUCGUCGGCACCAGAGGAAUCAAGGCCGCCACUGUCACCCCAGGCUGGUGUGAAAUGCACGAGGGGCAGUGCGACUGAGCAGCAUUGAGCUAAAUAACCAAUGUAUUCUGCAGCAAUUUAUACAUUUGAUAAAAAAUUCAGCACAAUAAUAAUGUUUACAUGUUGAAAAAGAUAGAAUUUCAAUAACCAUUAGAUUUUUAAGCAAGAGAAUAAAUAUCUGAAUUAAAUAUGUAAUUGACUUCCAAUAAAAUAUUUCACAAGACUAUUAAAAAAUAUGGUAUA
Neocloeon triangulifer is the source of this 2222-nucleotide messenger RNA. RefSeq names its product chitooligosaccharidolytic beta-N-acetylglucosaminidase-like. The transcript is spliced from 6 exons. Lineage: Eukaryota; Metazoa; Arthropoda; Insecta; Ephemeroptera; Baetidae. The coding region runs from base 168 to 2018 and encodes 616 amino acids. The record is from RefSeq and is a predicted model, not a curated record. Gene Ontology annotation, biological process: glycosaminoglycan metabolic process; carbohydrate metabolic process; ganglioside catabolic process. Gene Ontology annotation, molecular function: beta-N-acetylhexosaminidase activity. Gene Ontology annotation, cellular component: membrane.